This is a messenger RNA of Diabrotica virgifera virgifera (western corn rootworm), 972 nucleotides long. RefSeq lists its product as uncharacterized. NCBI's taxonomy places the organism in Eukaryota, Metazoa, Arthropoda, Insecta, Coleoptera, Chrysomelidae. The transcript has a single exon. Bases 1 to 972 code for a protein of 323 amino acids. Gene Ontology annotation, molecular function: nucleic acid binding. The record is from RefSeq and is a predicted model, not a curated record.
AUGUGGCGUCCAUGGGAGAAUAGUGCAUUAGAAAUUGUUGAGAAUAAUGAAGUAGAAAUUGUUGAAGAAAAUGAGGAAAUUCUACCACCAAAUAAUCCUGAAAAUGCUGCUGGACCAAGUAGAGGAAGUAUUAAAAAGCCAGAAAGAAAACAUUUAUCCAAAGACGCUAAAGAAAUUGUGUUAAAUGUGUUUAAUGGAUUAUGUGAAGAACUGGAACGGCACGAGAGUGUUUUAAAAACUGCGGCUUUAACAAAAGUUUCAUGUGCUACUGUAUAUCGAAUUAUAAAGGAGGGCAUUACAAAUAGACAAAAAAGGAGCGACUUUGGACUACAUCAAUCUAUUGAGCAACAUCUUUUAGGUCCCAUUUCAGAAACCAUUUAUAAUAUGUUUGCAGGUAAUAUUAUACCCACACUUAACCAAAUUUUAGCUGAAUUAAAAUCUAAAAAUAUUAUUAAUUGCUGUAAAUCAACUUUAAGAAAAUUUUUACUAUCAAAUGGUUUUAAGUAUAAAACAAUCAAUAAACGACAUACUAUAAUGGAAAGUGCCCGUUUAAUAAAAUGGCGUAAUGAAUAUUUGGAAAAGAUAACCGAGUACAGAAAUAGCGGAAGAAAAAUUUAUUACUUAGAUGAAACGUGGUUUGACACUAACGAAACAAUUGGCAAAGGUUGGAGUAAUGACAAUGUAAAGUGCAAAGUUAAUGUACCACCUUCCAGGGGCAAACGAAUAUGCGUUUUGCAUUGUGGAGGGGAAGAUGGUUGGGUAACCGAUAGCUUACUAUUAAGUGCAAAAGACAUUAAAGACAGUUGUUUGGACUAUCAUCAAGAUAUUACGGGUGAACUUUUCGAAUCGUGGUUUAAAAAUAACUUAUUACCUUUAGCAGACAACAGUGUUAUUGUUUUAGAUAAUGCAUCAUAUCAUUCUAGACAACUUAAAAAAAUUCCGAAUAAAUACUCUAGAAAGGAUGAAUUGUAA